AAUUGAAGCAAAGUGGAGUUACGUUGGUUGGAGUGGUCCUUACCCACGCAGAGCAGCUGCUGGAACCUUCUACAACAACCGGAAGAAAACAACCAGCGAGGAGGAGAUGGAGAUUGACUGCCAGGCCGAGGAGUCCAUCAGUUACACGUUUGACGAGGACUCUGUUGGACUCUGUGACGUUAAGGACAUGAGAUUGGAGGCGGAAGCGGUGGUCAACGAUGUCCUGUUCGCCGUGGUUGAAAUGCACGUGUCGCAAAGUCUGAGCAACGCGUUGGACAUGGCCUACAUAAACGUGGAGACCAGGGAGAGGAACCGAUACUGUCUGGAGCUCACGGAGGCCGGGCUCAGGGUGGUGGGUUAUGCUUUUGAUCAAGUGGAGGAGAACCUGAGCACUCAGUAUCACGAGACUGUUUACUCUCUCCUGGACACGCUCAGUCCAGGGUACAGGGAAGCGUUUGGGAACGCUCUGCUGCAGAGGCUGGAGACGUUGAAGCAAAACGGACUGUAAACAGGACCAGGAAGUAUUUGGGUUUUAGCCUCUUAUACCCAAGUUCGGCCUGUUAAUGUGAUGUCCGACAGCCUAGCUGCCACUACAAUUAGGGCUCUGUUGACCCCGCCUUGCUCUGAGUUUCAUCAAAUUAAAUGACUUCAUAUUAGGGUUUUCUUUUUAGUUUUAGCUUCAGAUUAGCUGGAUCUGUUGUUUACUUUAAUGUGGAAGUAUCUUCCAUCCUGUGUUUAAGAGUUCUGCUUUAUUUCAGUUUUUCUCAUCAAAAUAAUGUAAAAGAAGCAUGUUAUGGUGAUAGUUCCUUCCUCUCUUUCUGUUAAUAAACAUUUUCAUCUAGUUUUUCUUCAUCAGCUGUUCAGAGCUCAAGCAGCUAUCGCCUUAAUGACUGACUUGUAAAAGAAACAAAUGCUCCAAUAAAUAUUUAAUUAAUUCAUAUUUACUAAGACAAAGAGGUUUUGUUUCAGUGCAGCUCUUGCUAAUGUAGGAAUGUGUUUUUGUUACAUCCUGCACUGUACAUUUCAUCUUUAGCUCACGUUUUAAGCUGUAAAAGUAGUUUUGUUAUUGGUAGCUUUUAGUUUUAUGUAGUUGGUGUAAAUCUGCAAACUGUUGAUGUUAAGUGAUAGUUUUUAAGAUUGCUGCUAACAUUUGUCUGUAACCUGGUUGUUGUUCUUUCUUUGUGUUUUGAACUCUGAAACUUACUUCCUCUGCAAAGUUUUCCUUCCUCAUUUUGUACCUCACGACCAA
Messenger RNA from Nematolebias whitei (Rio pearlfish), 1249 nucleotides. It is a transcript of the gene gskip, whose product is annotated as gsk3b interacting protein. The record is from RefSeq and is a predicted model, not a curated record. Lineage: Eukaryota; Metazoa; Chordata; Actinopteri; Cyprinodontiformes; Rivulidae. Gene Ontology annotation, biological process: regulation of canonical Wnt signaling pathway. Gene Ontology annotation, molecular function: protein kinase A binding; kinase regulator activity. Gene Ontology annotation, cellular component: cytoplasm. The transcript has 3 exons. Bases 107 to 508 code for a protein of 133 amino acids.